This is a messenger RNA of Colletotrichum abscissum, 660 nucleotides long. RefSeq lists its product as uncharacterized. Lineage: Eukaryota; Fungi; Ascomycota; Sordariomycetes; Glomerellales; Glomerellaceae. The transcript is spliced from 2 exons. The coding region runs from base 1 to 660 and encodes 219 amino acids. The record is from RefSeq and is a predicted model, not a curated record.
AUGCGACUUGGGGCUGCUAAAAACACAUUGAGGAUACAAUCUUGUGUCAACGAUGCGACAAGGAAAAAUGAUUUAGUUGUAACAUCGGUUGUCUACGCACCCAACGCCAAGCCGACUGUUGUGGAGAGAGAAUGUAGCCAAAAAUGGUCUCAAGCUUGCUUCCAUUAUAGUUCGGCUAUCAAGGUCAAUCCGCAAUGGGCUACUCUAACUUGUCCGCCUGAAGCCGCGGCAACGGCGUGGCGCUUAGAUGCAGAAGCUGUGCCAGCCUUCCAGAAGCAACAUAAAGGAGGAAUGAAUCGAGGAGCAGGACAUAUGUGGAAAGGAAUAUGUCUUGGUGCCGCCAUCGAAGACAUGAAGGACUCCGAAUUCAAGGCCAAAGUCGAUGCCGAUCCCAACAGGAAGACCAUCAUACAAGGCGGCGUGACAAGAACUCAGGCCGCUAUCACGGCUACAGUUCGGCCAGAAUUUACCAUUAACAAAUGGGGGAAUGCUGCCAACCCACCGGCGAACGAUGGUCUGGAGCUCAAUACUUGUUGGCCAAACAAUAUUGCUGCGGGCGACCCAGGCUUUGCCUUGUUAACAUUUGAUCCAUACUACAACACCCACCCGCGACUAUACAAUUACAGUAUACCAUAUGUUAAAGGUUCGAAUGGUUCCUGA